GCGGGCCUGCGGUCUCCGGAUUUCAGGGUAGUCGACCCCGUCACCAUCGACGAUGACCGUCUCUUCUUCGGCCUCCAGAAGCGCCAGCGUUGUCUGCGCCCUGCCCGCGUCGCGGGCCACCGGCAACGGGGCAAGCCAGAGGCUGCACUAGCCAACGGGCUUCAAGUGGCCAGGGAGGCAGGAGCAGAAGAGACGGGCGACGGGGUGAAGCGCGCGCAGGCGCGCGUGAUCUGCAGUGCGAGGCGCGCCAUUGGCCUGGAGGCCUGGGAACCAG
Prorocentrum cordatum is the source of this 274-nucleotide messenger RNA. Lineage: Eukaryota; Dinophyceae; Prorocentrales; Prorocentraceae. The record is from the annotation of a GenBank genome assembly.